Stylophora pistillata is the source of this 2558-nucleotide messenger RNA. RefSeq lists its product as uncharacterized. NCBI's taxonomy places the organism in Eukaryota, Metazoa, Cnidaria, Anthozoa, Scleractinia, Pocilloporidae. The record is from RefSeq and is a predicted model, not a curated record. Gene Ontology annotation, cellular component: centriole; spindle pole.
UUGGAACAUCUGCACCAGGACAUGGAUCGGAAGGACGAGCAGCAGGAGAGGUUACUCAGCCAAAUGCGGGAACUGCUGACCAAAUAUGAAGAGAGCGAACAACAAAAGAAACGAUAUAUGAACGAACUGGAGGCUGUGAAUAAGAAACUCAAAGAGGCGAAUAAAGAUGUGCAAGAACUGGAAGGACAACUGGAGGACAAAGAGAACCAGCUGAAAGAGAGCGACAAGAAAAGAACGGAACUGAGGAAUAAAGCUCUGCAAUCAAUAAAAGAGUAUCGUACUAAAUGCAAGAAACUGGAAAGAGAAGCGGUACAGGGACUCGCAGCUCAGUCACACGAACCAGUGAAAGAGCUGAGGGAAAUCAAAGAACUGCGAGCUAAAGUCGCCAAACUAGUGUCCAAGCUCCAAGAGGAAGCCGAACAACGGCAGGGUUAUGAACAGCGAAUUUUAGAAGCUAGACAGCAGGAUAGAGCUUCAAAGGAAGAAGCUGCUUCGCUUUAUGCUCAGCUACAACAAGAACGGGAUGCCCACACGAAUGCCUUGAGAGAGCUUGAGGAGCAGAUCCAGGCUCUCACGACUAACCACGAACAAGCUCUACAAGACGCUGCUAAAAAGUCACAUAAAGAAAGAGGUGAAAUAGAAGAUCAAAUCGCCGACAUUAAGAUUCAACUUGCGGAUGAGAAGUCAACUAUAAAAGCCUUACGAAAACGCCAAGAAAAAGACAGAGAGGAAAUGGAAAAACUUAACACUGAAUUCAAUGUAAGACUGCGAACCUGGGUUGAAGAGUGUCUCACGGUUACAAGCUUUCAAUGGUUUCCAUUUGUCACAUUCUUUCCUGCUUGUUUGGUUGAUUUGUCUGGACUGCAAAAGUUGGACGACCAGCUGGAUCGACUUAUUGAGCAGGUCUGCAGGGACUCAGACAUGCCUCUUCCGUCUCUCUUCUCCAGUGGAAGCAUAAGAAAUAAUUCUCAAAACUGGAUUGCUGAGAUGAUAGGGAAAUUUCGAUGGCUCUCGGAAGAGCUGAAGGCUCGCCUUCAGUCGGAGCGCAGACUUAAAGAACAAGCGGAAUGGAGCCAAAAGAGAAUACGGGAUGUUGUCCUUAAGGCGGAUGAAGAUAAAGAAUACUUUAUAUCGGAACUGGACAAACAGAGCAUGCUUCUUGAUGAACUAGCAGCUCAAAAGAAAGGAUUGGAAUCCAAAAAUAAACAGAACAACGACAACAUUAAAACUCUUCAGGACAGAAUAACUCAGCUAACCACACAUCUUGAGACGAGCACGCGAGCGCUCCACGCUACUGCUGAAGCAUUGGAUGAUCGUCAAAAGGUCAUUGAAGAAUUUGAGGGGUUACGGGGCGAACAGAGAGAACGAGACAAACUUCACGACAAAUAUGUCAGGUAUAAAGAAAGAGUUGGAAGUAUUCGACGAGAACUUCAAGGGGCGAAAUCAAUGGCGGAAGACUAUAGGCAAGAGAGUCUGGACGCCAGCAAUUUGUCCACGAAGUUGUUAGAGAGUUUAGACCGCAUUUCAAGUCCAAAAGCAAAACAGCGACGACUUCACCAGUUUCCAGACACACCUCCAACCAACCUCAGACCUUCUACAAGUAAAAGUACCACAAUUCCUGAGUGGUCUCCAUCAUCAGAUAACACCAUUUCCACCGUGUAUGAGAAUCCUUCACCUUUGAGUUCACCUUUGAAAGCAGACAGAAAGAGAUCGCAUAAACUUCAGGAAUAUCGUUUGAAAGGACCCAUGUCGAGCGCAGACCUGGACUAUAAAGAACGAUAGCAGUACUGUCAGGGCUCGCCAUGGACUGAGGUUCCUCAAAACCAGUGUUGAUCACUACACCACCACUCGACCGAUUGUGGGAUAUCUAUAUUUAAGAUUGCAAUAUGAUAUAAAUAGUCAAUAGACUGUAAAAACGUAUUGUGCUGUACGUAUUUUUAUUUAUAUGACGACACUGAUCUUACGUGUAUUCCUUCAUCCAAAACACAAACAAAUGAAACAGUUAAACCCCUUAGAUAAAAAUUAACGAAAACAAAUUUAAUAUAUUGUAGCUGCAAAGUUUGUAGUCGUCUUUUAAAUUCAGUGGUUGAUUUUUUUCACACUGAGAUACACUAUGAUAUUCUCGUGUGUGGUUUUACUGUUAAUUGUUAAGAUAUAAAGUUAAAUCCAGUCAGCACUUAAUGAUAUCAGUGAAAAUUAGUUUGAAGUUUACGCCUAACGUGAACGGCUAAAAUUAUCUCAGAUUUCCUUAAUUUACAUCUCAUCCAUAAAUGAAUCCCGUAGAUGGAGGGGAAAAUAUCUGUUAAAAAAUGUUAUGCUUAUCCCCUCUGAUAAAAAAAAACAACAACAACAACACUUGCACGAUGUAGUCACUUCCUUCCAUCGCAAUGUUUCACGAUUCAACUAAAUACUGCUUGUCUUCUUUAAGGGUUGAGGUAGAUUGGUUACCGUUCACCGCGUGGAGCACUGUGAUUGGGUUAUUUUCAACAGCUGUGAUUAGACGUGAGAGAGUAUGUCAUCGAAAUGCACCAUUCAUAGCUGUGGAAGACCAACAAAUC